Messenger RNA from Parastagonospora nodorum SN15, 393 nucleotides. RefSeq lists its product as hypothetical. Bases 1 to 393 code for a protein of 130 amino acids. The transcript has a single exon. The record is from RefSeq and is a predicted model, not a curated record. Lineage: Eukaryota; Fungi; Ascomycota; Dothideomycetes; Pleosporales; Phaeosphaeriaceae.
AUGGCCCGUCCCCUCCUCCACACCUGCCCGCCCGCUGUUUGCCCUGCUGGUCCGCUGUCUGCUCGCUGGAUCGCAGCCGUCUGCCAGAGUGAUGCUGCGCCGUUUGCGCCCCGGUCCGCUGUCACGGCUUGCGCGCGCUCUGAAAAUAAUGGAAGCGGAAGUGCUGCCACUGCCAUCACAUCGCCCGCCCAUGGUAGUGUCGACUCUCAGGCCGACCUGCCUGCGCUCUGGUACGACACCUGCACGCCGCGGCUCCAAUUCCCGUGCCGCUGCAAGUGCACCGCCUAUCGAUACGUAGAGCGCAGCGCGCAGAGCGUAGAGCGUGACUGGCUUAGCACUUGGACGGCCCGAGCCAUAGAUUUCCAGCGACAUGCCGCCGUCACGGGUUUCUGA